Molecule: messenger RNA, 1743 nt
Organism: Dermacentor silvarum
Lineage: Eukaryota; Metazoa; Arthropoda; Arachnida; Ixodida; Ixodidae
Product: monocarboxylate transporter 3-like
Exons: 4
Coding region: 181-1743 (520 amino acids)
Biological process (GO): transmembrane transport
Molecular function (GO): transmembrane transporter activity
Source: RefSeq, a predicted model, not a curated record
GACAAAGGUCGUGAAAAACAACGACACUCAGUGGUGUUUCACGAACGCCUUUACGUGCAAGUGGACACCGGGCAACUAAACCCCUUCCUCACUCCCUUGCUGGAGUGGUAGAACAGCGCCGAGGCUGGAGACUUCUUUUAUUCCGCUUUCACGGUAGUCUGUCCGGUUAGGGAGAUAGUCAUGACGGGUGCGCGUGCUCUGAAGGAUGGCCCACUUUAUGGAGCCGAUUCGCGAUGGAGCUGGAUCACUGCAUUUUCCUGUUGUUGGGUACUCUUCCUCGCUUUAGCAACACCCCGCGUCUCAGGAAUCUUCUUCUACGGCAUCGUCGAGACUUUCAUGGUCAGCAGAGAAGACGCUUCGUGGGCGGUGUCGCUGGCGGGCGCGCUGAUGGCAUUAGCAGGCCCCAUAGCCGGUGACCUGUGCGAGCGUUUUUCGUGUCGGGCGGUCCUGCUAACGUGCUCUUCACUGGCAGGAAUUGGGGCCGGCUUGUGUUACCUGGCUGAAGAUCUUCUCUUCAUCGCUAUUUCUUUCGGUGUUGUUCACGGAUGUGCUCUAUGCGGCUUGUACGUCGCCGCGAAUGUCCUGUUGGCCCAGCAUUUUGAGAAGAGAAGGGCUACAGCGUGCAGCCUAGUGUACACGGCGUGUGGACUCAACACUAUCGUCAUUCCCCCUCUCGUCGAGUUCUUUCGAACAACAUACGGUGUCCGGGGAGCGUUUCUCCUUUACGGUGCAGUUAUGCUACAUGCGAUUCCGUCUGUCAUCAUCCUCAGGAGCCCUGUUUGGCUUACGAAGCCAAAAAGGGAGCCACAAAAGGGAAAAUACGAAGCCGUAAAUGACCAAACAAAUGCCAUGUGCGUGUUGAUUCAUCAAACUGACGAAGACGCCAAUACAGCAAAACUUCAUCAGGACAAUUCUGGCCUACAGGAUCAGUGUUCAAGCUGUGUUCAUUCGGCAACGGCAUCUUUCAAAUCUCAGCAGAAAGAGUCAACUGCUUUUCAGUUGCAAAGCAAAAAGUCGGCGAAGGAGCUUGAAAGGAAGAAGUUUUUAGGACGUUUAGAGUGUGGCUCUACGGCGAGGCAGUUCCUAUCAUUCACAUUUCUAAUUCACGGACUCUCUUUUGCAACUGUUAUCUUUACAACAAACAUAUUUUGCAUAAUACCAGCCGACCUAGCCAGAGACAAGGGCAUGGAUCCCUCGAACUCAGUGUAUGUCCUGCAGGCUUUUUCCGUUACCGACGUUGCGUUCAGAGCCGUGGUUGGACUAGCCAUCGAUUCACGGACGUUGUCGCUGGAAUCGGUGAUGCUGCUGGGCUUUGCAUUGCAAGGACUGGCCUUUGAGUGGCUUGUGUGGGCUGGCACACUGUCACCAUUGAUCGCCGCCGCUGCUUUAUUGGGCUCCGCAGGCGGGUCGAGGAUGUGUUUGCAGGCACCCGCCAUGGUCAGGGACUUCGGCAUCAGCACUCUGCCAAUGAUGAUGGGUGGGCUGUCAUUCUGCGCUGGUGCAUCUCUUCUCAUCCGGCCUCUUCUGAUCGGAUACUUCCGAGAUACCCAUGGGGACUACACUGGACUGCUGCAUCUAAUGGCGGCCGUCAACGCUUUCUUCGUUUGCAUUUGGAGCGUGAAGCUUUUUACUAGGAGGAGGACAAUCUCAAGGCUACGAUCGAAAUCUGCAGCUAUCAGGAAAAGGUGCAUGACAGAUCUGCCUGCGAGUUUGACUGAGAACAGCUGCAGGGGAGAAUAUUAA